Amphibalanus amphitrite is the source of this 2695-nucleotide messenger RNA. RefSeq names its product DNA-binding protein SMUBP-2-like. Lineage: Eukaryota; Metazoa; Arthropoda; Thecostraca; Balanomorpha; Balanidae. The transcript has 2 exons. Gene Ontology annotation, molecular function: ATP hydrolysis activity; 5'-3' DNA helicase activity. The record is from RefSeq and is a predicted model, not a curated record. Bases 334 to 2385 code for a protein of 683 amino acids.
AUCGUGACAUCCAAAGUGACAUCAAGUAUCAACUUCAUAUCCUUAUUUACUUUGAUAAGUGUUUACUCAAACAACAAUGAGCCAUGGGGCUCGUAUUUAAAAACGAGCAACAUCCAACGCUAUCAUGCACCAUGUCAGACAACAGCCCACAUAUUACGCCGAUAACCGACUCUUAUUCACCCUCCACUUGCCACGGUGCCAGGGGUAGUCCCGGUGGAUAAGAUAUGCUGACAAGGGGCGAUAAUGCAUCACGUCAUAGCAGGCCAGAUGGGGCUGCCUUGAUUGGCGGUCAACGCGAGCUUACAUCGCGUCGGGCGAACGGGGAGUAAAGUCAUGGCGAGCACGGCGGGCGAGGGGACUAAGAAGGCCGCCAGUGUGACGUCGGAGCCACCCACAGCGGCAGAAGGCGCGAGUGCUGCUGGUGAUGGCGCACAAAUUUCAAAAACACCAGGCAUCUCCUCCAGCGUAAAGGCACCCGUUGACGGAAAUGGGGCAACUGGCAAAGCUCAUGCGACUGAGGAACCCUUGAGCUGUGAGAAGUUUGCCAAAUGGCACGCUCAUUUGCUUCAACAGGAGCACAGAGCUGAACUAAGGGACCGGGCGAGACUGCAAGGACAUCCGUCCAAUCAGCUAACCGGAUUGUUUGUCGGACAAAGACGCGUAACUGUCCACGGAGUUCAUGAGUGGGUGCUCAAGUCACCGCACAGGCUUGACGCGAAGUUCCCGAAGGUACGAGAAAGGGUCAAUGUGUGGGUCGGACACGGCUGGUCAACUGCAGUCGUCCGUCACAAGGACGCCUUUGAAGUCACGCUCAUUAUGGACCAGGGCGCCAGUCUCGUCAUGCACCAACAUGUCGAUCUUCACCGGUUUUACGAUGACAGCACCUAUCGGUGGAUGUGCGCUGCCCUGAAUCAGCUUUCGUUGCUUACAUCCGGGCCUGCGGGCGGUCUCCAAGCAGCUUUGUUUGCGAGUCCCGCGACCCCGCCUGAACCGCCAGUGACGCAGCUGCCACCACAGCUCUUAGACGACAAGGGCAAGCUGAAGUGCUUCAACCCGAAACUUGAUCCUUCCCAGCGGGAAGCGGUGGAGUUUGCGUUGCGUCAGCAGCGACUGGCGAUCGUCCAUGGCCCAGCGGGCACCGGUAAGACCACCACCGCGGUGGAGGUGGUCCUACAGCACGUGCAGAGGGGCCAGCGCGUGCUGGCGUGCGCGCCCUCCAAUUCUGCCGUGGACAACCUACUGCAGAAGCUUGGCAACGCUGGUCUGGAGAACAUGAUUCGCCUGGGACACCCAGCGAGGAUCGAGGAGGAUGUGCUGGACUUUUGGAUCGACAAGUGGGUGCGCUACCUCCAGGACGACUGGGAUGGUCGCCUUGCAGGGGACUGGAAGAGGCAGCCGGGUGAAAUAGAACUGAAGCGGAAGGUAAUCGAAGAGGCCCAGGUGGUGCUUUGCACGCUGGCGAUCGCCAACGCCAAAGGUCCGCUGAAUCUGACCGAGAAGGGCGGCAUGUUCGACCUGCUGGUUAUCGAUGAAGCCUCACAGGCGCUGGAAGCGGAAUGCUGGCUGGCGAUCCCGCGGGCCAAGAAGCUGCUCCUGUUUGGGGAUCCGAAGCAGCUGUCCCCCGUGGUAAAAACCCGAUCCGGGGAGAAGGAGGGCCUUUCGAUCUCGCUCAUGGAGCGCCAGAUGAACCUGCACGGUGCUGCGGCGACGCGCCAGCUCGAAGUCCAGUACCGAAUGCACGGUCUGAUCCAGGGGUGGUCAGCCGAGCGACACUACGGUGGUCUCCUGCAGCCCGACCCCAGCGUGGCGCGACACCGGCUCUGCGAGCUGGAGGGAGUCUCAGACACGGCCGACACCGGUUCCAUUCUGCUGCUGAUCGACACGGCCGGCUGCCAGCUCACCGAGUCUCCGCCCGACGAGACCCGCUCCCGGUCAAACGUCGGCGAGGCCGACCUGGUGGCUGCGCACGCCGCCGCGCUGGCCGCUGCCGGACUCCAGCAGACCGACAUGGCCGUCGUGACGCCGUACAACGCGCAGACGGCGGUCGUGCGCACUGCGCUGCAGCGCCGCCAGCUCCCCAACGUGGAGGUGAACACCGUCGGAGGCUUUCAGGGACGCGAGAAGGAGGCCGUCCUGCUGUCGCUGGUGCGCUCCAACAAACGACGCGACAUCGGCUUCAUCGGAAAGAGUGACCUCGUCAACGUAGCGGUGACGCGCGCGCGUCGCCAACUCUGCAUCAUCUGCGACUCAAACACGGCGUCUGCAGGCGUGGAGCUCGCCUCACUGCUUCAGCACAUGCGUGAGAAGGGUGAGGUGCGCUCUGCACGCGCAUACGAGGCCCAACUGAGCCCCGAGGCGCUCAAGAUGUUUCGAAAAGGCCUCUAGGAUUCGCCGGUACAAAACAUCCCGGAGCUACGGAGGAGGAAAAGUGAUAGUUUGAUGGUGAAUGGUCAAUGUUUAUAUGCAUUUAUAUCAGUAUCGUUAUUUAGUAUAUCCAACCAUAGGUAAUGUUGAAUUUAUGAUUAUAGGAGCGCCAGGUAAGUGCCCAUUGAGGUUGAUUUUCGUGACUGGAUAAAUAAUUUUAAUUAUUUGAAUUAUUAUUUGAACAUUUUAAUGAACCUGAAUGCUGAACAUUUAUAACAAUGAAUGAGCAAAAAACAUAUGGAAUAAAUAGUUCUACCCUGUGCAAACAAAA